This is a messenger RNA of Haemorhous mexicanus (house finch), 1021 nucleotides long. Its product is annotated as histamine H3 receptor-like. Bases 147 to 893 code for a protein of 248 amino acids. Gene Ontology annotation, cellular component: membrane. NCBI's taxonomy places the organism in Eukaryota, Metazoa, Chordata, Aves, Passeriformes, Fringillidae. The transcript has 3 exons. Gene Ontology annotation, biological process: adenylate cyclase-activating adrenergic receptor signaling pathway. The record is from RefSeq and is a predicted model, not a curated record. Gene Ontology annotation, molecular function: histamine receptor activity.
UUGUGUUCCAUUUUUUGGAUAUUGUGAAUCUUUUCUUUUUAUGUUUCAGUAUUCAACCCAGUCUGUUAAUAGACUUGUCUCAACUUUUUGGAUAACUUUGCCAGAUACAACUUCCUUCCCAGACUGACCUGACCUGGAUACCCACCAUGCACAACAGCACUGCUGAAAUUCUGCACGCGGAUGAGACGUGUAACGAGACUUGUUCCAGCCAGCCACGGAGCUCCGAGUUCUCCCUGGGUGUGUUGGUGCUGCUGGCUUUCCUCAUGGUGUUGCUGUGUCUGGUGACCAUCCUUGGAAACAUGCUGGUGAUCCUUGCUUUCAUUAUGGACAGAGACCUCAGGCAUCGGAGUAACUAUUUCUUUCUGAAUCUUGCUGUUUCUGACUUUGCAGUGGCUGAGUUCUGCAUGCCCCUCUACAUCCCUUACAGCCUGACAGGGAAAUGGCACUUGGGAAGAGGCUUCUGCAAGCUCUGGCUGGUCAUGGACUAUCUCCUCUGCACAGCUUCGGUGUUUAACAUUGUUCUUAUCAGCUAUGACCGUUUCCUGUUGGUUACUAAAGCUGUAUCUUACAGAGCCCAGCAGGGAAUAACAUCCAACCCUGCCAUUGAGAUGGUGGCCAUUUGCCUGCUUGCUUUCCUCCUGUACUGGCCAACCAUCCUGUUUUGGGAGCAUGUGGCCAGACACAGCGUGGUAGCGGUGGAUCAGUGCUACGCCAAGUUCUUUGACAACUGGUACUUCCUCCUGUGUGCAUCCACCCUGGAUUUCUUUGUGCCCCUGGUCUUGGUGACCUACUUCAACGUGCACAUUUUCCACAACAUCCAGCGGUGCCAGCGGUGUGGCAGCGUGCAGGACUGUGAGCCUCCCAGGAGCAGCAGCCUGUCCUGGAGGUUUUGAGGCUUGCCAAGGCCAGGGGCAUCAUCUCCUUCGUCAGAAGCAGAGGACAGUGUUUCUUCUUCCAUGAGACCAAAAAAAGAGUCUUUGGAAACUGACUGCUCAUCUCCAUCCGGAGACACUUCUGUAAC